Maylandia zebra (zebra mbuna) is the source of this 2424-nucleotide messenger RNA. It is a transcript of the gene ints14, whose product is annotated as integrator complex subunit 14. Gene Ontology annotation, cellular component: integrator complex. Gene Ontology annotation, biological process: snRNA 3'-end processing. Lineage: Eukaryota; Metazoa; Chordata; Actinopteri; Cichliformes; Cichlidae. The record is from RefSeq and is a predicted model, not a curated record.
UGUGUACACUAAUGUCAGCCCGGACGGAAGUGCUGGUGCACAGUACACCAUAACCAUUGUUUAGUUAGCGUAAAAACUGAAAGGCGCGUAGGUUUUAGUAAUUUUUUUUCCUGAUACCGCUUCUUUACUUUGUAUCUUAGGUUUUGGAUAGUUAUAAUGUAAUUUUGGUUAAAUGGCAGCUGGAACAUUUCAUUCGUUUGCCGUAGCGUUACAUAAUGCUAAUGUAAAUUAGCCGAAAAACUAGCCAACAUUAGCUAACAGUUCGGAUGUUACCAUAUGUCCCUUCUUCUUUAUCUUUACUGACGGCGCCUGUGUAUUUGGUUGUUCUAGCUAAAUACGCCUCAGCGACGACAACGCAGUGGAAACCGUCAGUGGGAGCAUUGCAGCGGACUUCUGUUUUCAUAUUUGGGAUCUGUAAGCGGUGAGCAUGCCUACUGUGGUGUUAAUGGACGUGUCUCUGUCCAUGACACGACCAGUGUCAUUGGAUGGCAUCGAAGAGUUUCAGAGGAAGAACCUGGCUGUCCACGGACUCAAUAUGUUGUUUGAACACAUGGCCUCAAACUACCGCUUGGAGUUCACGUCGCUGAUGGCCUUUUCUUCCCUGUGGGAACUCCUGGUACCUUUCACCAGAGACUACAAUGCAUUGCAGGAGGCUCUGAGCAACCUGGAAGACUAUGACAAAACCUGUGUUGAAGCAGCUCUAAAUGGAGUUAGUAAUGUAGUACAGCAGGAGUGGGGUAGUGCCUGCCCCUGUCAGGUGGUGCUGGUUACUGAUGGAUCCCUUGGUAUUGGGAAGGGGUCUUUACGCCACUCCCUCCAAACACUGAAACAACGUGGGGAUGACAAGAAAUUUCCUCUUCCUUUCCCUUUUCCUACCAAACUGUUCAUCAUGUGUAUUGCCAAUGCAGAGGAGUUACAGAUGACUGAUGCCAUGGACAACCUGGAGGAAUUACUUUGCCUUAGUGGAGGGGAUGGGCAAAUCUUUACUAUGGAGGGACCGCUUUGCAUGAAGAGUGUACAGACCAUGUUUGGGAAGCUGAUCGAUCUUGUAUACUCUCCCUUCCACGCGGUUUUGCACUGUGGGAAUCUAUCCUCAGAUGUUCAGGUCUUCCCUCGACCUGAGCCUGUCGUGAUGGAUGAAGAGGUGGAGCCUAUGCCCCGGACUGUUAGUACAGAUUUGGAGAUUGUGGGUUUCAUUGAAAUUGCUGACAUUGCAAGUCCUCCUGUCAUAUCCAGACACUUGGUAUUACCUAUUGCUGUAAACAAAGAUGUGGAUGAAGUUGGUACGGGAACCACAGAUGAGCUUGAGGAGGAACCUUCUGCCAGUCAGAUGGCAGGCAAAAGUCCCAAUUUUUGUGUACUUUUACAUGGAAGUCUGAAGGUUGAAGGCAUGGUGGCACUGGUCCAGCUGGGGCCGGAGUGGUACGGCAUGUUGUACUCCCAGGCAGACAGCAAGAAGAAAUCAAACUUGAUGAUGUCUCUUUUUGAUCCCGGUCCGGAGCCUCUGCCCUGGCUGGGCAAGAUAUCACAUUUGGGACCAAUCUCAGAAGCGGCUGAUAAUCCCUACGGAGAGGAUGACAGUAAAAGUCCAUUUCCUGUACAACCACAGGUGAAACGUAGCUAUGCCCAGAAUGUGACCGUGUGGAUUAAGGCCAGUGGACUACAGACUGAUGUCCAGAAGAUCCUGAGGAAUGCCAGGAAACUGCCAGAUAAAACUCAGACCUUCUAUAAGGAGCUGAACCGUCUACGUAAGGCUGCUUUGGCUUUUGGUUUCUGGGAGCUCCUGAAGGGAGUUGCCGAUCUGCUGGAGAGAGAGUGCACCAUGCUGCCAGACUCGGCACAUCCUGAUGCUGCUUUCCAGCUCUCCCACGCUGCACAGCAGCUUAAAUUGGCCAGCACUGGUGACUCCCAGUAUGCUGCUUUUGAUCACAACAUUGUUCCCAUGCACACGGAUUUCUCAAGUUGAGCCGCAUCCGAAUUUGUAUGAAUGAACUCAAAAUAUCAUAGGCUCCGCCUGCGUGGACCAAUGUGCUGCAGUGUUGCAUACACCCUGUAAAGACGUUCACGGGAUUAUUUUACGAAGUCAUCUUUGGAAUUCAGUGUUGUUUUGUUUUUAUAAAUGUUCCUUUGUAGGAAUCUUUUGACACAAUAACCACAUUAAAAUUAGGUUUUUAUUCAUUGUCAAAUAACUGCCACAUUUACAGAACAGAGUAAACAGCUAUUAAUGUUGGCAUUCGUAAUUCAAGUGCAAAUAAUAAAAAAGCAGCCAGAAAAAACCUGUUACAAUUUAACAUUGCUCCUUGAAGGUUGUUGUUGAGCACAAUGGACACUUUUUUUUUUUUUAAGCAGUCUGGUUAUUUGUCCCUGAGCUUUGUGGAAUGGCUUGGAAUUGUGAAAUUAUAACCAAGAGCUUAUCAUGUGGAA